This is a messenger RNA of Parastagonospora nodorum SN15, 1740 nucleotides long. RefSeq lists its product as hypothetical. Bases 1 to 1740 code for a protein of 579 amino acids. Lineage: Eukaryota; Fungi; Ascomycota; Dothideomycetes; Pleosporales; Phaeosphaeriaceae. The record is from RefSeq and is a predicted model, not a curated record. The transcript has a single exon.
AUGCCUCGGAUUGCAGCAGCGUGCCGCUCUGUCGUCGUUGCUGUCGCACUCGUAAUCUUCACGCUUAUUUCCACCGCUCGAUCUUUCCAACCCAAAUUGCCCGAGAACAGCAUUUUUGGAACAUGUGCAACUCUGGUUCCGGAACACUACCUCCAGAUUGCGCAGCCACACAGCCAUCUCUUCGAUGCAUCAGAAGAACUCAAGGCCCGCGAUGAAACACUUGAGGCAUUACACAACUUACAGGGGAUAUUCUUCAAGCCAUGGCUAGGGACUUGGCGUGGCGUCGAGCAGUGGCAAACUGCGUUUCUUGUAUCUUGUCUGGCAGGUGUCAUACUGUCGCUCUCCGAGGACAUCACGGAAACUACACAACUGAAAACUAUAAACGCAAUCGAGCGGUACUUCACGAGUAUCACGAGCGCUUUUUUGAAACAAAAUGUGGACGACAUGAUUAUCAACGCACACGAUGAUAAACUAUGGGUGGCUGUUUCGUGGAUUGAGGUUGCCAGGAUGAUCCGCAUCUACUCACGACGACAUUAUUCGGACCACUCGCCCCUCCGGAUCGAUACCAACGGGGACUGGCAUGGCACACUUUGGCUACCCCUGAUGGCAACUCGAGCUGUGAUCUUCUGGCAGGCUUCCACAUCCGACUCGGAUGCGUUUGCAUGCCAAGGGGGCAUUACGUGGGAUCCUCGUCGCGCUGAGUAUAAAAACUCUAUCACAAAUCAACUUUGCAUGAUGACAGCUAUUGAACUGCACCACAGCCUUCCCCAAAACUGGAGAAACACCUUCCUCAAUGAGAUAGAAGAGUCGUCUUUCGAGCCUGUCAACGAAGGCCAGCACCUCCGGGCAGCGGUUGCUGCGCACGAAUGGAUCGCUGGUGCCGACUUGACAAAUGAAAAUGACGUUUUCGUUGAUGGGUGGCACUUUGUAGCAGACGGAAAUUCUGGUCAAGCCGUGCUUGGCACUCGGGACGAGUCGGUCUUCACGUACAACCAAGGUGUCAUACUCGGGGCGCUGAGAGGACUAUGGGACGCAACGGCUAAACCGUGCUUUCUCGAAGAUGGCCACAAGCUAAUCCAAAGCGUCAUCAAAAGUACAGGUUACGACUUAGCUAACGACAAGCCAUUCAAAAAUCGCGUUGUUCAUGAGUCCAUGCGUAUUCCAUUAUGGCAAGGCUUGGGUCGAGCUGGCGUUCGGGAAGACUAUUGCGACAUCUCCGGUAAUUGCACAAACGACGUGAAGCUAUACAAGGCUAUAUUCAUGCAUUACUUCAUCAGAUUCUGCCUACCGUUGGAUCAGAAAGACUUUCCAUCGACAUUGGUGUUCGACACAGAGAUGGUAACCGCUGCCACUGCUGCCCACCAUAAAUCAUGCUCAUCUUACUUGGGAUGGAUAGCCCACAAUGCUCGGGCAGCCCUUGGAACGAGAGACUCGAACGGAAGAUUUGGCAUGUGGUGGACGGACGGUCUUUACACCGCCGCUUUGCGAUCUUUCCAAGUUAUUCCAAACCAUGUCGACAUCCCUUCCGGAUCGUCUCAGGUAGAUCCUAAUUUUUUCGACAAGUUCAUGAUCACUCUGGGCAAUCCCAAUGAACAACGAUCCGGGAGAACAGCUGCAACUCAAGCAAGUGGUACAAUGGUGGUCAAGGCUUGGUGGUCUCUUCUCAGGGCCCUGAGACCCAAAACCGAAACUGUCGCUGUAGCACAUGCGCAAGAUGGCUUUUGUAGAGAGUAUCGUUAG